This is a messenger RNA of Phytophthora sojae, 687 nucleotides long. RefSeq names its product serine protease trypsin-like protein. NCBI's taxonomy places the organism in Eukaryota, Oomycota, Peronosporomycetes, Peronosporales, Peronosporaceae. Gene Ontology annotation, molecular function: serine-type endopeptidase activity. Gene Ontology annotation, biological process: proteolysis. Bases 1 to 687 code for a protein of 228 amino acids. The transcript has a single exon. The record is from RefSeq and is a predicted model, not a curated record.
AUGCCUUAUCGCAACUGUGGACGGCACCAAGACAACUACCCAUGCCUUAUCGCAACUGUGGACGGCCCCAAGAAGUGCACGGGAGUCCUCAUCGCCCCCAAGCACGUACUCAUUACGUCAGGCUGCUUGACUCGCAACGUCCGAUGGACAUCCAUCGGUGCACAGAAGUUCAAUGCCACCAACGAUGGCGAGAAGUUCAAGGUGAAGGCGAUGCUGACCCACCCGCAGUCCACGACCUACACGAACGACUUCAUGGUGCUGGAAAUGGAGAAGGCCAGCGCGGUCACGCCCGUCGCGUUGGCCGCGACUGACGGUUCCGACAACAAGGCCGGGGAGCGGGCGCAAUAUCUGGGCUGGCGACACAUUCAAGAAACGGAGACGACUUCUUAUAGCCGUGGAGAGAAACUCCAAAGCUCAGAAGUGAAGAUUCUGAGCAACGAGCAGUGCGCCACGAUGAUCAACAUCGACAAGUCGAACCUGUGCGCAGGUGGAAACGCCAACGAAGAUUCGUGCCAAGGUAGCUUCGGCAGUCCGCUUAUCGUUGAAAAGGCCAACCAGGACGUCGUCGUUGGACUGACCAGCUGGAUCUUUGACUGCAACUUGAGCAACACCCCUUCUAUCUUUGCUCGUGUCGCGGGUGCGCGCGAGUGGAUUGAGUCUGCUACCAAAAGUACGUGCUUCGUCUAG